CAGAUUGUUUAAUUUCGUAACUCUAUUUCGCGAAUGACUGGUAAUACAAAACUACAUACCAUCAAUGAGACGGUUUUUUUUAUGUUACUUUUGCUUAUUGCUUAUCUGAAUUUCAUUCUUUUGAGUGUACUGGAAGCGUCCAAAGAGAGCGUCAGUUGCCUAAUCUUGGCCGGGGGUUCGAGGGAGGAGGAGUGACUCUCCGUGCAUUCUCUGAAAUGGUGAAUGCAGGCUGGUAGUCGCUUUUUCAUUUGCAAAUGUAUAGUGUCAAACAUGUUUUAUAAGUUUAUGAUCCUGGCGAUCGUCAGUUUAACGGAAAAUGCUCUUUGUCGCUGCCGCAAUCAACUUUUCAGGGCCAAACAGUGCACUGAAGUCGAGUUUAACAACCUUGUGACGUCACUGGCUGCAUACACGAGAGAAAGCGCGUUACCACGCGCAUUGCGAAUUUUUUUUUUCAUGGAUCGAGGAUGAAAAUGCGUAUAAUGGCGCCUGGGCUGUCCAUCUGAGUCACCAGAUUCGCUACUUCUAGGCCCACCUGAUAUUUCUAGAGCUGGGAGUGAUCUAAAGCUAACUUGACGGGGAUUGUUUUAGAAAUAAGACCUAUAUGAGGGUUUAACUCUCCCACCCAAUAUAUUUUCUUGGGAUGCGAGAACUGUGGUUGGAAUAAUAAUGCUCGCGAACCACUGUGGCGAAAUGCCUGGUAGUCUUUCCAAAUUAAUUUAUAUCAAGUUUUCGAGAAUAAGAAAUGUUUCAUAGAUUUUAUUAAAUGUGUAGUCUGAUAUUUUGUUUUUCUAUUACAGCUACGUGGAAUCAAUUUGACGGAGUGGCGUACGUGUAUGGCGAGAAAGGCAUGCUUUCUAGAAUGUGGGAUUCAGUCUUCUCCAGGGAUAAGACGGUUGAUUAUCGUACAAAGGCGUUGCUGUGUUUCCUGCCAAAAUGGAAGGGCUUUGUUGUGAACAAGACAACUGAAAAUAUGAAAGCAACUGACGCGUUGGUGAAACUUGACAAUGUUGUGAAAUGCCUGUCUAACGUUUGGAUAGAAGAAAAAGGGUACCAUCGGAAAGUGCAACCCAUCAAUUUUGAUGUCCCAGAGGCAUUAACUGACCUUUUGAGACCAAAGAUGGAGAAGAACAUUACACUCUUAGCUGAAAGUGAAGUGGGAUCAACUGAACACGUGUCUGCUGUAGUUUCUUCGCUUGUCAUCAUAGUGCUGGUGAAAAAGUACUCGAUAGAAUUAAAAAGAGAUGAGGUAAAGUCAUUGCUGAGCUGCUUAUCACUUGAAGCUGAUCCAAAUGAGAGGAGAUGUUCUGCUUAUGAAGCGGUACUAGCCGAAUUUAGCCCCGGGUUAAGAGAUUUCGCCGUGAGUGCAAUUGAAAGCCUUUGUAAAGAAUUAAUGCAGCACGCUUGGACUUCCAAUCCUGAAUGGCUCUUGGCUGUACCACUUUUACAUUUGUUACGAGGCGACUCGAAACCCUUUGAAGAGCCUAAAUUGGAAGGAUCUCCUGAACGCCUGACCUGGUGGGGAGCCCAGAAGCUCAAAAUAAGAGAGUUUCAACGAUCUAAGAAACAGGAUUUUUCGAGUGUGUGGCCUCGUCUGGCGUCAGCCUUUGAAGUUGACCGCUUGUUGAAAAGAACUUUUCUACAUGCUAUUCCUGUUUGGAAGCUACACGGCAUCGUUUCAGCAAGAAUGAACAUCCACAUCUCAGAUGUAUGCGUCGCGUUGGCCGAAUUCUUUCCUCGUGGAGUUAUGAACAAGGAAGAGAAAAAUGGUAUCGAGAACUGUCUUCAAGCCAUGAUCAACGUGUUGCACUCUGGGAAUGAAACAAACAGCUCCAAAGCAGAGGUUGCUGAAUUUACCGUUUCUGCAAGUUUGAAGGUGACUGAGGUUUGUCUGGAGAAUCUUACUGUCCGAGAUGAUAUUGAUCUCAUCUGUCUCGCAAUCAAACUACUAUUUUCAAGCAUCCAACAGUGGCAAAACGAUGCAAUAGACAGUCAAACAGACGACGAGGGAAACAAGACUGAUGGAAGAGACUACCUGAAGGAAAAAUACAUAUGUAGACUUUCGGGAAAUGUCGUGAGCAAGCUCAAACGAGCACUAUCUCCAGAUAUGCCAGAAUAUUACCGUAGCAAUUUCCUUUCAAGGGAACUUGAGCUCUGGAGUGUGUUUCUUAAAGUCUCGGAUGGCACUCAUGGAUUUGAAGAGUACCGAAGAUAUCUAACAGAACAAUUUGUGAAACGAGCAAAAAGGGUAAAACAAACCUGCCUCGUGGAGAUAUUUUGUGAACUUAACCUGGAGGUAUACGACAGAGCCAUUGGAGAAUCCAUCAGCAAACUUGCGUUUGAAGCCGUGGAAAAGAUAAUACAGUCAGGACAGGGUGCAGACGCUGACCGUGCUUUCACGUCUUUACGAAGUUCUAGUUCUCGAGGUGACGCAGGAGCAGUAAAGUACGGGGAACUUUUGUCAAUGUUGCUUACAAAAUCGUGGCCAAAACCGUCUCAGUUGCAGAACAGGUUCGGCUUGGACCCUUGCACAGUGGAGUUUCUUCUCACCUGGAACCCGAUGGCUGGAUAUUUCCAGUUCUUUGGGGAUGAGUCUGGAAGAGGAAGAAUUUUAACAGAUGAUGGUCGGGAAACGCUGUCAAUGGCUCAGUCAGUAUUGACGGCUCUUGUUGCAAGCAUAUCAAAUGCAUCAGUGACCGUUGAAAUCUUAGUUCUUUUACAGAAAUACAGAGAUAAAUUCUUGGAACUAUUAUUGAAGACAACUUGCCCUUCUGCCAAAGAUGGAACUGAGGCGAACACGAGACAAGAAGGUGAAAAAAUCCUAGAUGAGCGAAUUGGAGAAAUUGAGGAAUUCCAAGCUGUAAAAGAAAAAGUGUUUUCCUUCGUGAACAUGUGUGAUUUGAUUGGGCCAGUCAAUAUUGCCAGUGUUAAGGAAAAAUCGCAUCAAGAUGUCUCCCGUUACCAAAUACGUGAGUUGUGCGAGCGUAAAGAUGACAAGCAAAUUGAGGUCACGUUUUUUAAACUACCCUCGGUGGCUAAAGAAGUUAUUUCGCCACUUCAUCACGUGCAAAAAAGUUCCACUUUCCAAGAGCUUUGGAAACAGUAUGGAAAGAAAGCGCAAGCAGCCAGAAAGAAUGACGAGGCAAAGAAACCAUACCUUAGCGUCUCCGAAGUCGUUGAAAAUAUCUGGAAACGAGCUUUCCAAGAUUGGAACCUGCAUGCGGCUAAUGCCAUGGACGGAAGUUUAACCCUCGAAAAUGUCGACAAGCUCUUUGGUACUUACAACAAUCGGAAAAAAGAGCUUGGACAAGAACUGUUGUGCAUGUUUGAACUGAGCCAAGCUCAACCAGUGAGUAGAACAAAGAAGCUGCAGACAACAGCGACUGAAUGCGCCAAUCAAAUACAGCGAUACCAGCAACUUGGUCAGUAUGCAAGUGCCGCAGACACAAUCUGGGAAUUUAAGGAGGCAAUGGGCUUCACAGGUGACUUCAAAGUUAUCGAGGAUCUGCGUAAUCAGUUGUCAAAAGAGUUCAAACAAAAGCCCCUAAACAGCAUUGGAAAAAAGUUUUCUGAGGCUGGUCGUGCACUUGAGUGUUUGGAUAUGAAGAAAGCAAAGUGCUUCAGGGCAGUGGUAGAGAGCAGAGGACUGGUGGAGUGGCUACGUGCUACCAUCAAAUCAACUCAAGAGCUUAAGGUUCUUGUUGACUUGGCCUUGAUCUCAGCGGGUGAAAGCGACAUGGAAACUGACCGCAUUUCCAGUCUACAUACCAGCUGCCUAGGUUUCGCUCCUUUGAUCUUUGACCUNAUCAACUCCAGUGGUGUGUACGUUGUAGGUCACGUGGACACCAAGAGUUGUUCGCAAACAGAGGAAAGAAGACGGUUGUCAUUUAAUGAUGUGAUCCGACUCACAGUUCCUACGAAAGAUGGAAGUGAAAAAGUGCAGAGCAAAACGUACACUGUUGAUGAAUUGAAAGAUUUGCAAAGUAAAUUGAUGCUGAUUGCUGGGAAGGCUGAAAAGGGAAAGGAUGAGGUUGAACAAUUUGUAAAGAACCUUGAGGGCGUCAUGCGUUUAGCCACGGCUUACGUUAACCUCUCCGAAUCUGGUUUUGUUCAUCGGUUGCAUUGGAAUAAACAAUUUCACUGUAGUAAAGAUCAGCUCGAAGGCGAAUCCAUAGCAAAUGAGCUGGCAGCUGAAAGUAAUUCCAUGGAGAAAUGUUACUUAAACUGGAAGAAGACGGUCAGUGAUGCACGGAAGGAGUAUCGGGAGUUGAAUUUCUUCACCACUCAGCAGUUGAUGCUACUAAGGAAGGAAAUAGCCACAGUUUGCCACAGCGAAGACCUUCUUGUAAGCAACCUUCAGGUUCUUACUUUGCUUGAAAGUGUUCCCUGCAUACCAACGAAUCUACAUACCGACACACCACUAACAACAAUCAACAUCGAGUUGUUAUGGAGACGAGCCACAGGCGACCUUGAGGGACGAUUCUACUGCCUUGUUCAUGCUGAUCUCUUAGACUUCUCUGUCAGCAAACAGGCAGUGGACUUGCUUGGCGUAGUGACACAGGGGCUCGCGGGAAAGACUGGAGAACACUAUGGCCUGGUGGUAAUCUGUAGUAGUGAGAAUGAGGACCGUGCCACCAUAGUGGCAGCCCUUGAUCAGUAUCGGGUUGCUGCUCCACCUUGCCCUUCGCCAAAUGAUCUUAAGAGCUACCUGAAAGAUCAGUUCCGCUCUCCUCCCGCACAGUAUGGCUACAUCAACAGUAGUAAGAUUACUUGGACUACAGCGGGAUCCUUAGAUCCUGGAAAGCUUUGUGUCCGAGUUGUCUCAUCUAAACGAGGGGGUUUGGGAAAGACUUUGUUUGUUCGUCGUCUAACAGACCAGCUACCUAACCUUGUAAACAACGACAUGGUUUUGACAAACGAGCGCAUGCAUGACUCCAACGUAGCCUUGCAUGUCACGGUUCCACUUCACGGGAACUCCACGGACUCUUCAAUGCUUGUAGAUUCACUCUUGCCGCAUGCCGUCAGGGCCAAUGUACCAUUGUCACGUGUAUUACAUUUGGAUGUAUCACCUUCGAUGAGACGUGGAUUGGACAGCCUUCUGUUUAACUUACUUGUCCUUGGCUACCUUUGCGACAAGAUGGGACGAGUGUGGAGGAGGCGAAGCACUGACUUGUACGUCAUUGAGAUCACGACAUCUGCUCCACUGCCCAUGGGCUUCACAAGAGAAGAGGAAGUUGAAAUGCAAGGGCGCCAUCCUGGGAAAUCUAUUAUGUGUAAGCAACCAUUCUACGAUCUGUUACCUACCAUCGAGUGCCACACUCCAAGAACUGUUCAAUGCCGUUUAGCGGUAAAUCCAGAUCCAAAUGACUUCAAUCCUUUGCUUGAUGUCAAAGAAUUCCGAAACGCACCGUUCCAGAGGGUUUAUCAGUAUCUCAAACUUUCAAGUCAAGGAAAAAGUCUGGAUAACUUCACUUUUAUGCCCGGAAAUAUAGAUGAAGACCAGAGAACAUGCCUCAUGUUAUUGCUGAGAAAUUGCGGCAUACCCGAUCCUUCCUGGUCGGAAAUUCGUCAUUUUGUGAGUUUCCUGAACUCGCAGCUCCGAGAUUGUGAACAGAGUAUUUUCUGUGACAUGACACUGAUGGGUGCUGUCCUAGCAGGACCUAAUGUACUGAAUCUGGAAGGCUUCCGGUCAUUCGUCGCGCGUUUUAUGAUACAAAUGUCUAGGGAUUUUGCCACUCCGUCUCUAACAGAGGAAAACACCGUAUUUUUUACGGACGAUAACGCGGAGCUUGAGCGAAGAGAGAUCGAGCAAUUUCAGCUGAGAAGAAAGUGGGAGAGCAGUCCUCAUCCAUACCUGUUCUUCAAUCAAGACCACAUCACUAUGACUUUUCUUGGUUUCUAUAUCAAUACCACUGGCGACCUCGUUGACCCUCGAACAGGGCAAAUCUUGGAGAAAGGUCUGAUGUCUAAACCGCUGCGUAAUGGAUUGCAAGCCCAACGAGUUGAUUUCACAACAAACACGGAGAAUUUGACAAAGGAGGAGAAGAUAGGGCGGUUGUGUUCUGUUAUGGGUGUUCAGUGGUUGCACGAUCCAGACCGAGCCUAUGAACUGACUACAGACAAUGUUAAGAAGAUUCUGGCCAUUCACAUGAGAUUUAGGUGCAAUAUUCCUGUUAUCGUGAUGGGAGAGACUGGCUGUGGUAAGACUCGUUUAAUCCGGUACAUGUGCGGCUUACAAGCAGGUCAUGGCGGUCCACGAAACAUGCUUCUCGUGAAGGUUCAUGGCGGUACGACUUACGAAGAUAUCAAGCUGAAAGUUAAUCAGGCGGAAGAAAUGGCUCUUAAAAACCAAGGCAAAAACAUUGACACGGUUCUGUUCUUUGAUGAGGCCAACACCACUGAGGCACUGAGCAUGAUCAAGGAGGUCAUGGUUGACCGCAGAAUCAAUGGAAGACCUAUUGGACAGGGUCUGGAAAGACUGCAAUUUAUCGCUGCCUGUAAUCCUUACAGAAGGCAUACGGACGACAUGAUUCAUAAGCUGGAGUCAGCAGGUCUCGGAUACCACGUGAAAACAGAUGAGUCAGAAGAUCGUCUUGGGCAUAUCCCUUUACGUCAUCUCGUGUACCGUGUUCACGCCCUGCCAGGAAGCAUGCGCCCUUUGAUAUGGGAUUUUGGUCAGCUGAAACCCGAGGUGGAGAGACUUUACACCAAUCAAAUUGUCAGCCGCUAUAUUCUUCAUGAACGUCAAAUACCUGGGGAUGCGUCAACGGUGCAGGGAGUCGCGGACGUUUUAGCAGCUUCACAGAAAUACAUGAGGGAUCAGUCGGAUGAGUGUAGCUUUGUGAGCCUUCGUGAUGUUGAGAGAGCUAUGCAAGUGAUGGUUUGGUUCUAUAACCACGUGGACACACUUGGCAGACUGAUGAACAAAGUUCGCACUGAACAACGAAGGGAGGAAGGUCGUGACGAUGAUGAAGAUGAUGACGACGAUGACGACGAGCCGAUCACUCCCAUUACUCGUGCCUUGGUAUUGGCCAUUGGUGUAUGCUACCACGCAAAGUUGCAGGAACGUCGUGAGGAAUAUCGUACUGAAGUGGCACGAAGCUUCAAAGCGCCAUGUUUGCUUCCUGGCGGACAACAACAGAUCCUUCGUGAAAUUUCAAGCUGUCAGAGAGCCGUGCUAAAGGAGUUGAAACUUGGCCCGAACAUUGCAAGAAACACCGCCUUGAGUGAGAACGUGUUCAUGAUGGUGGUCUGUAUUGAGCUCAGGAUCCCACUGUUUGUGGUUGGUAAACCGGGCAGCUCCAAAUCACUGGCCAAGACUGUUGUAGCCGACAAUAUGCAGGGAGAUGCUGCAAGAUCGGAGCUCUUCAAGACCUUCAAGCAGGUCCACAUGGCGUCGUAUCAGUGCAGUCCUCUUUCAACCCCAGAGGGUAUCGUGGCGACCUUCCGUCAGUGUAGCAAAUUACAGGAGGGUAAAAAUCCAAAGAAGUUUGUAUCAGUCGUCGUCCUUGACGAGGUUGGGCUGGCGGAGGACUCUCCUCUUAUGCCUUUGAAAACCCUACAUCCCCUUCUUGAGGAUGGUGUUACCUCCGCUGAUGACGUCAUUGAGACGGAUGAAAAAGCUCAGCGUGUAGCUUUCAUUGGGAUCUCAAAUUGGGCCCUAGACCCGGCUAAAAUGAACCGCGGCAUCAUGUUAUCGCGUGGUGUGCCACACGUAAGAGAACUGGUAGACAGUGCAUUGGGAAUUUGCUCAACACACGAGCAGGUGAAACAUCUUAUUCAGUCUCUGCUACCGCCACUGGCCGAGGGAUAUGCAGAACUUUACAAGGAACAGAAAAAUUUUGCGACGUUGAAGAAAUGUGGCAAAGAAGAAUUUUUCGGUCUUCGUGACUUUUACAGCCUUAUCAAGAUGGUGUACUCUAUUGCUGCGAAAUCUGGCGAAAGACCUCGUUGGCAGCAACUGGAACAUGCUAUCAAGAGGAACUUUGGUGGCCUAGUUGAAGGAGAGCCUGUAGAGAUAUUCAAACGCUACUGUCAGGGAACAGAUGAGGAAGAUUUUGCAGAAACCUCUACAACAAUAAGAUUAAUCGAGGCAAGUCUUGGAAGGGAAGAUGUGGCAGACCGUACCAAUUUCAGUGAGAACCGUUACCUUUUGAUACUAACGGAAAAUUACGCCGCACUGCCGAUCAUGCAACAACAUCUCUUGAGGACGGCAGAUGAUGCAGUGGUUAUCUUUGGAAGCAGUUUUCCUAAUGACCAGGAAUACACUCAGAUUUGUCGCAACAUCAACCGUAUCAAGGUUUGCAUGGAGACAGGACGAACGGUGAUUUUGUUAAACCUCGAAAGUCUCUACGAAAGUCUGUACGACGCGCUCAAUCAGUAUUACGUGUACUUUGGAGGACAGAAGUACGUGGAUCUUGGACUCGGUACUCACCGCGUUAAAUGUCGUGUCCAUGAUGACUUCAAGUUAAUAGUAAUCGCUGAAAAGGACGUAGUUUACAACAAGUUUCCUAUUCCGCUGAUCAACCGUCUGGAGAAGCACUACCUCGUGACUUUAACAAGUUUGACUCCAUAUCAGAUGGAACUGGUAGAUAAACUGAAAACCUGGGUCAGUGACUUUUCAGAGGUUACGAGGGAAAACAAGCGUAACAGGGAUUUCUCCGAUGGGGACGCUUUUGUUGGCUAUCACGAGGACACCAUUCCCUCCAUCGUGAUGCAAGUCUGCAAUGACAUGGAAGAAGACCAUGAUUUGCUUGAUGAAACCACAGAGGAUACAUUGGAAAUGAAAGUGCUUCGAGGUUGUCAAAAGCUGCUUCUGGAGAUGGCUGCACCUGAUGCAAUCGCCCGUCUUCCAGCCACUCCCUUGGAUGGAAGAGCUCGCAAUAUCUGGGACAUUUACUUUCGCGAGCAGCAACAUUCUAGUCUAGCGGCCUUCAUGAGGCAUGUGCUCACUUUGGAUGAUGCCCACAUUGAUAAGAAACAUCGAGAAGGGCUCUUAAUCCAAAUUACCACUCAUUCUCGUCUGCUCUCUAACCACGAUCUGUCUGACAUAUGUAACCGAAGUGAUUUCCAUCGUUCGACUGUCGAUCUCAUGACACUUCAACAGUUCCAGACGGAGCAACAGUUUCGAGGAUCAGUAAGAGCCUUUUUUGAACGCCUUGGAGGAGACUGUCCUGGCAUUCUCCUGGUUCAGUGUGACUCAGGAGAUGACAACUUCAACCUGAUUGCCGGUGCAAGGCAUAUUCUGCUGGAGGAACGGACUAACGCGCCAGAAAUGCUCAAUCUGCCAUCAAUCGAAGCAGUUCACGUUGUCUUGGUCAUACAGCUGCCGAGAAUGGUCGGUGGGUGCCGUAACUUUGUCGGUUUCCAGGGUGGAAAGUGGAUGUCUAGUCACAUUGAUGAACUCCGCCCACCCGACAGGCACACUCCUUCUAUCGAGCAACUUAUUGAUCGUCCAAUCAGCGAGCUGUUCAGAAGCGGAAGUAAAGAUCAAGAAGAAAGGGAUGAGGUCACGCAGGCCUUGGCUGUGAAGCUCCUGCGAAACUGCGUACAAGCAGCAGCGUGCAGAGUUGAUAACGAAAUGGAAUCAACUGAACGAUCAACUCAGCGAAUUGAGCUUCUUUUGGAUUUGCUACCUGACGAGUCUCAAGGUGCUGGAGCUGACGAGACAUUUGCUAGCGUUGUGACACAAAGAACGUUUCACCUACUGAAAGAAAGAGAAAAAAUAGCAUACAAUGCACACGAGUGGCUGCACGCAGAGGCUCUAUCCGGGACAGGUGUGCAAGAAUGGGGCACCUUCAGAAAGGCUCUUUGGAAAAGAGUGUACUCUGCUGUGGUACCCAUUCUGGCUGAGAUCAUCGCGUUGGCAGACAGGGACAGCAAUCUGGACUUGAUGAGAAAUGACGACACUUGGAUUUCUAAGCUGUGGUUGAAGAUAAUGGCUGACCCCAAAAUUUCAGAGCUAAGUUAUAGUAAGAUGAUUUCGCCAGUUACUAAUUCGGUUCGUGAGCGUGUGCAAGUCCUUGGCUCUGGCGCUGGCGGUCACAAGUUCUUUUGCCGAUUUCCAUUUUCUUUCCUUAUCAAGCAAGGCGUGGAACAGUCGUUGAAAGAUGCGUUUGGCGUUUCAGCCCAGUCCAGUGCUACUUUGGUGGAAUCUUUACGUGGUUUGAUCGAUAAUUCCGAAAUUGGGUCUCUUCUUGGGGAUCUGCGUCAUCAACCCUUCUCAGCACAAGCGUACCUAAUGGAUUUCGUUCACAUGGUUUACAAGCCUUCAAGUGAUAUGGAAUACGAGCUUGUUUACGAAGCCAUUCUUUCAUCAGCGAGGGAAUUGGGUACUCUGGAAGAUGAAGAGGGUAAUGAGGUGAUUGACAUACCACUCGUUCAUGUGGCACACAGUAGGGUUCAGUUGCGCUUAACGUGUUUUGCCCAACUUGUUCAAGUCCAUCCUGGUCUUGUGCCAAGACUGAGAGAAAUUCCCCGAGAGAAGGAAUCUGAAGUGAUCCUGGACGUUGUUGCAUUGCAAGUUUGCCUUGAAGCUCUUAGCCCAUCCGCUGAAAUUUUGCUGAAGCCGGAAUCCAGGCGAGCUUGGUGUGACAAAGUAUUGUCCAUCAGACCAGCGGUGGAAGACAUGAUGAGAAAAGAAAGGUUUGGACCCGUUACAGAGAUGAGCUCAAACUACGGAGAGAAAUCCACAGUAUUGCUUGGUCAAUGCAGAUCCAUGUGGCAACGAGAAGGAGCUGUCAGACUGUUUGUAGAACACGUGACCUUGUUUGACGAGCAAGAUGAGAGUGUGGUCAGACUAUGGAAGGCUUUGGGAGAUGAAACUGACUUUUCAUCGCUGAGAUCUCUGCAGACUGUUGAGAAAUUUCUAAUCAGCCUCAGUGAAGAAUUCCAAAUGAGGGCCGAUGAAAGUACCACUUCCGAGUUUCGACGCCGCUGCAACGCCUUUUUUAUGGAGCUAGUGUCCAUAUUUUGUUUUGGUGACUCAGCAUCUAAAGACUUGGAACAAGAAGCUAUUUCCCUUCUUAUGCGUUAUGUUAUCGGCCGCCAGUCAACUCAAACAAAAGAUUUCUCGCCGUUUCCCGACUAUGGUAUCGACCCCACCCCUGUGGUGCGUUCUUUUCUCCUCCAGCAGCUCCUCCGUUCGAGCACAAAGGUGGUGAAAGAGCAUUUGGAAAUUUUCUUGCAAGAGGCUCAAGGCUUGAAUCCAGAACCCCAGCACAUUAAAGAGGUCUGCUUUUUGUACGUGCAAUGCAUGGAGGACAUUCUAAUAAGCCGGUACCAAUCCAAAGUGGCCGAUUCGAAGUUGACAGUAAAACUCAAAUAUGCCAAAAAGAUUUGCGAUGAGGCAUUUAAAGCUCUCACAGGCAAUGAAGAAGGUUCGUUUGAGAUAGACGCAAACGCACUGGAAGGUGUCGCAAAAGGACGUUACGUCCUAUCACUCGUAGCAGACUUCCUUUACAAGUGGUUUAUUGAAGGAGAUAGUAGCUAUACUAAAGACCUUGAUGUUGAGAGAGAAGCUGGCUGCCUACUUGGUUCUGCUAGAAAGCUUUGCAUGGAAGGAUCAAGCACCACGCCCCAGCUCUACCUUCUUAAACAACUUGUCAGACGGCAUGGUUUUGACUGCGUUCGGACAAUGGGUGGCUAUAAGGAACUAGAGUGGAUUCUGCCACCAGAAGCUCGACAGCAGGAGGAUGAUGUCAUUCAAGACAGGUUUAUUGUUCACGAGAAGCACUAUCGGGUACUUCGUGAAGGACUAGCAAAAACUGUCAUCAGUGGAAAUAUCCAAGACUUUGUUACUGUUAUCACGGAAACCGAAGAACAAGGUGUCAACAUAGACAUACUCCUUCUCUUAGCAUUGUACCGUGAAAUAACUUUGGCAAAUGCUUCCCUAGUUCAAAGUCCAAAGUCUGAAGAGGUCAAGGAAAAGCUGGAUGAUUUCAUCAAAGACGGAGAACGUGUUUCUUUAACGGCUCAACCUUUUGCCAGACAACUUCUAGAAAAUAGCCAAGGAGGCCAACUUAGGGAACUUCAAGUUUUUCGUGGAAAGAGCCCACAGGAACACACCUUAGCUGAAAUUGUCAUCCACACGUCAGCAGCCUUACAGUGUGUUGGUUCAGGUUCAUUGGCUCAGCCUCUUUAUACGCUAAUGACAAAUCCAUCCACGAUGCAUAGUUCAUUCCUUCCAACCAUGGCCGAGGACAGCUUUCUUGAGUGCAUCAAUGUCAUUGCUGAAACUAUGAAAGGAACUGGUUGGGUCGGAGAGUGGUAUGAGUGCGGAAAUUGCAGACAUCCGUAUUUUAUUGGGGAGUGUCAACAGCCGAUGCAGAAGGGCACGUGUCCCGACUGCGGAAAGGUAAUGGGAGGAGAGCAGCACAAGUUCCUAGGAGAGUACAAGGUUUCUGACAGAAAAGACAGAACGAAGACCGGCCACGCGCUGGGAGAUGCUGGUUCGAGACCUACUUGUGCUGAGCCGCAGAGAAAGAUGUCACCGAUAGUGUGCGGUCUCCUGCGAAUUAUCAUGCACUCGGCCAUGGUCAUGGGAGCAUGCAGAGAUGCUCCGGUAAGUAGUUUGACAUGAGGGGACUUUUUUUCUCUGAUGCUAAGAUUGAGUUUGGCGAAGGUUGGUUAUCGAGGUGUUUUGAUGUUUUUGGUUUCAAAAAGUGUGGUUGAAACUACAAAGUCAAGUAACACAUCAUCAUCGUCCUCAUAAGCCAAAUCCUAAGGUACAAAAUUUAAGAGUUUCGUAGCUCAGCAAAAUCAGCAUCUUUAUGCCAAGGGUUGUUUUAGAACCGAUGUCUUUAAAUUCUCAUUUUUUGAUCGCGUUGACGGUGGAUUUAUGAAACGGCCUGCCUGUAGCUAUUGGGACAAUUGGUCAAUUAUCAUUAUUGAAUAA
This is a messenger RNA of Orbicella faveolata, 12892 nucleotides long. RefSeq names its product E3 ubiquitin-protein ligase rnf213-alpha-like. Gene Ontology annotation, molecular function: ubiquitin-protein transferase activity; ATP hydrolysis activity. The record is from RefSeq and is a predicted model, not a curated record. Lineage: Eukaryota; Metazoa; Cnidaria; Anthozoa; Scleractinia; Merulinidae.